Messenger RNA from Hymenoscyphus albidus, 505 nucleotides. The record is from the annotation of a GenBank genome assembly. NCBI's taxonomy places the organism in Eukaryota, Fungi, Ascomycota, Leotiomycetes, Helotiales, Helotiaceae.
AUGAAAUUCUCAACCAUCCUGGCCAGCCUUCUUUUUGGUGUUGCCAUCGUGACCGCUCUUCCUGCACCAAAGGAUGCUCUUGAUCUCUACGGCCGUGAUGAAGCUACUCGUCGCGAGGUAGCAGGUGGUCCUCAUGGAAGCACUCGUCGUGAGGCAGCAGGUGGCCCUCAUGAAGCUACUCGUCGUUGCAGCGAUCGUCGUGAGGCACAGGGUCCCCACUGUAGUACAUGAAAUACUAAGUUUGGUAAGUGUGUAUUCACCCUUGAACCCAUUACUUUAUUUAGCUAACAGUUGUAGAUCAUUGGUCUUCUCGUUCUCUCAAAUAGCAAGACAUGUGAUGCAGUGCGAGUGUCUCUGUACUUGUAUGAGAUGAUUGGUCAUUGAAUAAUAAACUUGGGUCUCUAAUGGGAUAAGAUGGGCUUUCUUGCAUUUGCGGGAGAAAAUGCCAUUUUGGGCAUACAAAUUCCGUGCGGGCACGACAAAUGUGCAUUAUGGCAUAUAUUCG